CUGAAAUAGGAUUUUUCUAAAGCAAAUGGUAAUGAAAAUGAAGCUUGGGCUGGGUUUGAGGCUGUAGCUCUUGAGCUGCCAUUUUAUGGAAGGCAACACUUUAGGGUGUAGACUGUGUGGUAGGAAUGAUGGCCUGCUGGGCAAAGCUGGGGGUAGGAAUCAUUAGACUGAUGCUCUUGUCCCUGUCAUUUAUCUUCUGUGAGUCCUCAAGCAGCUGAACUCAAACCUCUGUUUCCCCUCUGUAAAACCACCUGAAAAUGUCUCAGAAUCCUGACAAGCUAAAUUCAAGUGAAGAAAAGUUGAGUGGUUUGGAGGAUGAUCAGGACGAGAACUUGGACAACUCGGAUCAGUCUGUCCGAAAAAGAAUACGACAGAGUGUUCCAGGGUCACACAGAGAUGAUACACCAAAGUCCAGUCCCUCUCGGCUUGUGUCAAUAGAAGAGCUCAUGGAGACAGCAAAGGCAGUCACCAACAUGGCACUGGCACACGAAAUUGUGGUGAAUGGAGACUUCCAGAUAAAACCAGCUGAAUUGCCAGAAGACAGUUUAGAGAAGAAAGUCAGAGAUAUUGUGCAUAAAGCUUUCUGGGAUUGUCUGGAAGCUCAGCUGGAGGAAGACCCCCCGACAUAUGAUCAUGCAAUUAAGCUAUUGGGAGAAAUUAAGGAGAGUCUUCUGUCUUUCUUGUUGCCUGGUCAUACUAGACUGAGAAACCAGAUUACAGAAGUUCUUGACCUGGAUUUGAUAAAGCAGGAGGCAGAGAAUGGGGCCCUUGACAUUUCUAAGUUGGUCAAAUUUGUUAUUGGGAUGAUGGGGACUCUCUGUGCUCCAGCUCGAGAUGAAGACAUUAAGAAACUGAAAGAUAUUCAUGAAAUUGUUCCUCUUUUCAGAGCAAUUUUCUCUGUAUUAGACCUAAUGAAAAUGGAUAUGGCAAACUUCGCUGUCAGUAGUAUUAGGCCAAAAUUAAUGCAGCAGUCUGCUGAAUAUGAAAGAAAGAAGUUUCAGGAGUUUCUUGAGAAACAGCCAAAUUCUUUAGACUUUGUCACAAAGUGGUUGCAAGAAGCAGCAGAUGAUCUUGCAAAGCUGGGACAUGAAACGUUGCCUCCCCACUGUAGCGAUGGUGCCACUGGUGGACCUUCUGCCUUGUGCUUCACUGCUGUACAAAAUCAGGCCUAUCUGAAGCUCCUGAAGUGGGAUCACGUGAACAGGCCUUUUCCAGAAACGGUGCUCAUGGACCAGACACGCUUCCUGGAGAUCCAGCUGGAGCUGGAGCAGCUGCUGCUGGUGGGGACAGUGCUGCUGGUCACCUUCAGUGCAGCAGGCCCAGCACUCGUCGAUGUGCCUGGAUUCACUGAGAAAAUCAAAACCAUCGUCAAGGUGCUGCUGACGGGAAUGCAUCUUCCCUCCUUUAACCUGAAGGAAUCCCUGGCCACUGUGGGUGAGAAGGUGUGUGCUGAAGUGAGCAGCUGCCUUUGCCAGCAUGGCUUUACCCCGUUCUCAGCUGAGAGAGAGGCUGUGCUGAAGGGACAGAUCCAGGCGGUGGCCAGCCCGGAUAACUCCAUCUGCAAGCUCAUCGAUUCUCGAAUUCAAAAGUUUCUGGAGAAUUAUCUUGCAUCCAGUCACCAAAAAUCAUUGCCUGCCAUUCCUGGAGGAUUAGGCCCUAUUCAGAGGGAGCUGGAGGAGAUUGCUGCCAAGUACAUUCGUCUUGUCAACUACAACAGAAUGGUCUUCAGCCCUUACUACGAUGCAGUCCUUGGCAAAAUACUGACUAAGGAAGAAUCCCAAAUUGUAGGGAAGUCAGAAGAAUCAUAAAACCAGUCCUUGUGCUACCACUACAGUAUUGUCAGCUACUAAAUAAAACUUGUACCAAUAUUUGUUUAGGAAAA
Poecile atricapillus (Black-capped chickadee) is the source of this 1882-nucleotide messenger RNA. RefSeq names its product t-complex 11 like 1 (gene TCP11L1). Gene Ontology annotation, biological process: signal transduction. The record is from RefSeq and is a predicted model, not a curated record. The transcript has 10 exons. The coding region runs from base 258 to 1808 and encodes 516 amino acids. NCBI's taxonomy places the organism in Eukaryota, Metazoa, Chordata, Aves, Passeriformes, Paridae.